Messenger RNA from Labeo rohita (rohu), 1493 nucleotides. Its product is annotated as Ferritin light chain, oocyte isoform-like. Lineage: Eukaryota; Metazoa; Chordata; Actinopteri; Cypriniformes; Cyprinidae. The coding region runs from base 218 to 826 and encodes 202 amino acids. Gene Ontology annotation, molecular function: ferric iron binding; ferrous iron binding. The transcript has 3 exons. Gene Ontology annotation, biological process: intracellular iron ion homeostasis; iron ion transport. Gene Ontology annotation, cellular component: cytoplasm. The record is from RefSeq and is a predicted model, not a curated record.
CGGAUGAACUUGACAGAAUGAACGGGAAACGUUUUGUUCCGUCCCCCCGCAUCUGCGUUUAUCCAGCAGCCGUCGACUUUAAAGAUUACUUCAUAACUAUUUCAUCAUAAGUGCAUUUAUUUCUUCACAAUACGGAAAUGCGACGAACUUAGUCAUAGGAGGACGCUUGAAAUCACCGAGGACAGUGUUCAGUAUUGAUGUCCGUUACAGCGUGAACAUGUCGGAACCGAGAGUAAAGCGAAUAAAAACUUGCCUUCCCCUCUGUAAAACACAUGUAACUUCUGAUGCGAGUCUGGCGAGGCAAAACUUCCCGAUUGUUGUGGAGGAAAGUCUGUGUGGAGUUUCCACUCUGCUUAUGGAGGUCUCUUACAGACUGGAAGCGCUGGCCAAAAUCUUUGAGCAGAGUGAUCUGGCUUUACCCAGAGUAUCUGCGUAUUUUCAUCAGGAAUCAGAGAAGGAGCUAAAGCAGGCAGAGGCAAUGCUGCAGUAUCUGUCUCAGCGUGGAGGAAAAUACUGCAAUAAGAACAUCCAGAGGCCAGGCACUGAAGAGGUGUGUGCCAUUCUUCCCGCUGUGGAGAUGAUGCUUAACCAGUGGAAGGAAGAGAUGAGUGUCAUGCUGGAGCUGAUUCAGCUGGCACACGAGUACGGGGAUCCACACACCGCCAGCGUAAUCAAAAGUCAGUUCAUUCAGCCCCUCGUCCCAAAGGUCAAGCUCAUCGGUGACCUCUUGACCAGCGCUCGCAGAGCGGGCUGCACCAAUGACAGCACGGGUGGCUUUGGCGAGUAUCUCAUCGACCGGCUGCAGGAGACAUUGACGAAUGCUUAGAUUUCCUGUUUGUGAUCAUUUAAGAACCAUGAUCGCAGUUCAAAAAGUGAUUUUUACUAUAUAAUAUACUAUUUCAGUUUUAUGUUUAAUUCAGUGUUACUUGUCAUUUCUUUGUAAUUAUUUGUGAAAUGCACUAGCCUAAAAAUGUUUAAAAGUAAAUGCUACACCUAAUUUUUUUUCAGUAUAUGUCUUUGGCCUAAUAUCUUGUACAGAUAAAUGGAGGAUAGACUGAGAGAGAUUACAUAUUGGUCCAAAAAGGAAAAUAAAGUGCAGACAUGCACUGUCAGUAGUACCAGUUUUGUAUGUAACAACUCACUCCAGUUGUAGCUAGUAUUUUAAUAUCAUUCCAGUUAAAUCAAGAUAUUUUUCAGUGACAGCUUUUUAAAUUAGCGUAUCGCAUUUGUACAGUAUAUGGAACAUUGCAUUGGCCUGUUUAUCUUGUUUGUGAGAAUUUUAUUUUUAUUUCUUUUACAAAACCUACUUUUGCCUACUUGUGUUAGCAAAAAGUAAAUAUACUUUACAUGUACAUGUCUUUGUUUGGUGAGCACUGCUUCAAAUGAAAAUUACAUAUUUGUCUAUAUAUAUAUAUAUAUAUUUUUAUUAUAUUUUACCUUUGACUUUUGAAUAUUAUCCUGCACUGACUUUAAUAAACACUGUCCACAUUUUA